AUGUCCAGCAUUAUCACUGCCGUCCUUAAUGCAGCCAAAGCCAAUAGCCUCCCUGAGGUCAAGGCUGCUUUAGAUUCCUGGAUGGCCCAUCCUAGAGAUCCACGCUGGCCUAUGGUGGAUUUUCAAGAAGCCUUGACUGCAGCACUUGAAGAACGCAAUGUGGAAGUUGCUGAAGAACUUAUCCGCCGUGGGUGUUGUAUCAAUACAGACGCAGUUAUCGCAGCAGGUGAUAGCUUUAAUGAAGAGACUGGAUGGAGCAGUCGGUCCUACGAUGUCCUCCUGCAAAAUGGAUGGGACCCUAAUGAGGAUCUUGGUGAGGUUGGCAAUGCUCUCAAUAUUGCUAUUGGCGCAGAUAGUGCUCCGGUUGUCAAAUAUUUGCUUGAACAUGGCGCAAAUCCCAAUGACAAUUAUUAUCUGGAUGAAUACCGCUUAAGUGGGCCAGGACUAAAAAGCCCGAAAACCCGGAGAUUGUUCAGUUACUUCUUGACCACGGUGCGAAGGAGUAAUAUUUAG
This is a messenger RNA of Aspergillus glaucus CBS 516.65, 513 nucleotides long. RefSeq lists its product as uncharacterized. Gene Ontology annotation, molecular function: protein binding. The record is from RefSeq and is a predicted model, not a curated record. NCBI's taxonomy places the organism in Eukaryota, Fungi, Ascomycota, Eurotiomycetes, Eurotiales, Aspergillaceae. The coding region runs from base 1 to 513 and encodes 170 amino acids. The transcript is spliced from 3 exons.